Acanthosepion pharaonis is the source of this 1050-nucleotide messenger RNA. The record is from the annotation of a GenBank genome assembly. Lineage: Eukaryota; Metazoa; Mollusca; Cephalopoda; Sepiida; Sepiidae.
AUGCAAUACUUACACAAAUUUUCCUUUCUGGCAGGAAACCUCCUCUUUCAGAUGGACACUACCUCUCAGCACAUAUUUCAAAUGAACUCUUUUCAUUUUUCUUCUUCACUUGCGAACUCCUUUGUGUUUACUUUCUUCUUUUCCUUGUCCUCUCACUUCUCAUUAUCCUCUACCCCUCACUUUGACUCCCUUUUCUUUGCCUCAUCACUUCUUUUUACUGGCUUUUCUUUGUCCUUCCCCCUGAAAUCUCCAUUUUUCCUUGUCCUGCCCACUAAAUUUUCCUUGUCCUUUUUAACUCUUUUCCCUUCACUAAUCCCCUCUUCAUUAUGCCACUCUCCCUCACUGCUCUUCCUAACUCUUUUACUCUUCCUUCCUCUCUAUUUUACUCUUCCUUCCUCUCUAUUUUACUCUUCCUUCCUCUCUAUUUUACUCUUCCUUCCUCUCUAUUUUACUCUUCCUUCCUCUCUAUUUUACUCUUCCUUCUCCUGUCACUUUUGUUUUUCCUUCUCUCCCCCUCGUUUUCUCCCACCUUUCACUUUAUCUCCUACCCACCUUUCUUUCGCAUCUUUUUUUCUUGCCACCUUGCCUUUCUUUCUCCUCCCUUUUUCUCCCCUACAACCUUUCCAUCUCUCCUCCUUUCUCUAUAACUUCACUGCCUUGUUAGGUGCUAUGAUUGUAGACUACCUCCUGUUCAGUGGAGCCUUUCAGACUCAUUUGUUGGAAAUAAUGUCAACAGAAGUAUCAGUCUUUGAAGCAAAUAUCCGAUUCCUUGGAGGACUUCUCUCUGCUUAUGCUUUGACUGGAGACCAGAUGUUUAAAGAGAAAGCAAUCUCAGUUGGAAAUAAGUUAUUGCCUGCCUUCAACACAGCAACUGGUAUUCCUCAGUCCAUGAUCAACCUCAAGACUGGCAGCACCCGUAAUUGGGGAUGGGCAUCUGGAGGCUGUUCUAUCCUUGCGGAAUUUGGUUCUGUUCACUUGGAAUUCAUCUACCUUACCAAUAUAAGUGGAAAUCCUGUCUAUGAAAAAAAGGUGUGUCAUGAGUACAAUUAA